Daldinia caldariorum is the source of this 225-nucleotide messenger RNA. RefSeq lists its product as uncharacterized. The transcript is spliced from 2 exons. The coding region runs from base 1 to 225 and encodes 74 amino acids. The record is from RefSeq and is a predicted model, not a curated record. Lineage: Eukaryota; Fungi; Ascomycota; Sordariomycetes; Xylariales; Hypoxylaceae.
AUGUCGUCUGCUACCCCAAACCAAGGCCGCCAAUCCCCUCCCCCUGAGCGACAGACUGGUCGACAAUUAAACGAGGUGCCCGCUUCCGGACAAGGCACAGAUGAAACACCUAAUAAGAGGGCCAACCUACAAGACCAUUUGAACAACCUACCUUCAAACCCCAAGGGACCCCUUGACGACGCAGCCGAGAGUAAAGUUAGCAAGGGAACAAAAUCUUCAUCAUAA